AUGAAGUUAACAGAGGUACUUUUACAGUUGGGUUUUAAACAGAGUCACUAUGAUUAUUCAUUGUUCAUAAGAGGAACCAAUAGUGACACAGUUAUCGUCCUUGUGUAUGCGGAUGAUCUAUUGAUCACAGGGAACAAUGAUAAGUUACUUUGUGACACUAGAAUAGAGUUGCAGAGGAAGUUCAAAAUGAAGGAUUUAAGGGAAUUGAAAUUCUUUCUGGGAAUUGAGUUUGCUAGAUCAAAGAAAGGAAUCCUUAUGUGUCAAAGAAAGUAUGCACUAGAGUUGAUAUCUGAAGAAGGCUUGGGUAGAGCAAAGCUUUCUGUUGAGGUCUUAAUUCAGUAUAGGCACUGUCCUAAGGUGUCACACAUAGAAGCUGCUCUUAGAGUAGUGAGAUAUAUCAAAGAAGCACCAGGCUUGGGGUUACUUAUACCUGCAGAAAGUACAGACAAGUUGGUUGCCUACUGUGAUUAUGAUUGGGGAUCAUGUAUAGCAUCAAGGAGAUUAGUUACUAGGUACUUGGUCAAAUUUGGAAAUGCAUUGGUGUCUUGGAAGUCAAAGAAACAAAUGACUAUGUCCAGAAGUUCAACUGAGGUUGAGUUCAGAAGUAUGGCUUCAUGUGCAGCAGAAUUACUUGGAUGGUAG
Molecule: messenger RNA, 642 nt
Organism: Nicotiana tabacum (common tobacco)
Lineage: Eukaryota; Viridiplantae; Streptophyta; Magnoliopsida; Solanales; Solanaceae
Source: RefSeq, a predicted model, not a curated record